AAGCCCCGCCCCUCCCUCUCCAUGCUAUGUCUGUAGAGCGUGCGGCUGCAGCUGCGGUGAGCCUGUCGAGUCCUGCCGGAUCCUCCGGAGCUGUUCACACGUACCUGACCGGUUCUAGGUACCGGCGUUUGGUGCCGGCACCAGCAGGGCAGGCUAAAAAAGAGUGAAGAAAAGAUUCAGGCGAAGGCUCACCGAGCGACUUCGUCGCGUCCGCCGAGUCCAACCGACAGCCGACGUCACGCGACAGCCGUUGCACGUUUUUUUCCCUCCUUUGUGCGUUUGCGCAAAAAGAGGAGGAGCCUAUUUUUUCAAGCGAGGCGGACGGUCGGAGUCAGUGGAGUUGUGAGCGGAGGCGCAGCACACCGUGUGGUGCACAGCUCCCGAGCUUUUUCCCUGCGUGUUCACACCGGUGGAGCUCACAGCACAUCUGACAGGCCAGCAGGGUCCAGAAGAACCGAGCCGCGGGACUCAGAGACCCGGAGCCUCAAGCAAACUCCAUCACAAAGCUGGUUUCUGACAAAUCUUGCAACAAGUUCAUGACCAAGACUCUCUCGUCUUAAGAAAGCCAUGGAAGUUGUGGUAACAGAAGAGAAAAAGAAGAUCUUCCGUGCCAGGAAAACCAUGAAGAUGAGUGAUCGUCUGCAACUGGAAACCCUUCACAGCACUUUACCGACGGCUCCAGGUUUGUCCAACCCGUCUCCGCCGCCACUAGUGAACGGCACGCAUAAAGAGGAUGGACAGAAAGAAGCCGAUAAAGAGCAAAACAACACGUCUGAUCAGAACUCCCCUCACACCGUGUCGCCUUCCACUCCAACACCGACAAACUCUCCUGCACCAUUCCUGUCGCUAAAUUUAUCACCUUCCACCGCCUCUUCACAAAGUCCCAACCACCAGGAAGAAACUUCUUCUCCGACUUCACCAUUCCAUUCUGAAUUUCCUGAUGUGAAAAAGACGAAGGAGGUGGAAAAGAAAAGUUCCUCUCCGCCCCCGUCAGAUGAGUCUCUUACUCCAGUGUCAAGUGAAUCAGAUGUUCCCCUGGUGGAGGGAACGGGGGUUCAGGAGACGGUGACCCCGAUGGAGGAGCCAGCUGAGGAUUCAGGAAAAGACUCUGUGCAAGAUGUGGUUUUCUGUUCGUCUGAAGUUUCUGACUGUAUCGAACCCAUGGACACAGAAAGCAACACUACAAACACCAAUGACUCUGAGGCCUCCACAUCUGCAGUGCAAGACGAAAAACCUUCUUCUCCUCUUGUCGUGGCUUCCCAGUCUUCCAUUUGUUCCUCGAUAUCUCCUCCAGCUUCUGGCAGAGAUCUGAAACAAGCAGAGGAAAUCAAAGAAGAUGACCUAAAAGAAGAAAAGGACGACAAAGCCAGUGUGGAGCCGGGUGCAAAAUGUGAUAUAAUCAUGGAGCUGGGCCAAAUAAAAUCAGAACUCAUGAAGGAAAUUAAGAAAAGUGGAGAAACUACAAAACCAACCCGACCGUCAUCCACUCCACCUUCUAAUGCAGAUAAAGAGGAGAAGAUCUCAUCAUCAGGACUGAAGCGCACUUUAUCAGAGGGGAACGAAAGUGAUGAAGUCGCUGUGAAGAAGGAGGGCAAGAGGCCCAAGGUGGAGCACGAGGAGCUGGAAGCUCAGCUGGAACUGAAGAUCACUGCCAAAGCUGGCAGCAAGCAUAAACUGGAACAGAUUGUUCAACAAAUCGUCAAUGAGCAGUUAAAGAUCCUGGAGCAGACACUUUUUAACAAAAACUUUCAAGAGCUCAAGGACAGAGUCGACCAGAUUGACUGUGCCAAUAAGCAUCAAGCAGCCAUUACCACGCUGCAGACCAAGAUUUCUCGACUAGCCAAGAAGUUUGGAGAGGCUAAUCAGGCAUCGGAAAACAAAAAGAAAGAAGAGGCCCUUGCUGCUGCUGCUGCUGCUGCUGCUGCUGCUGCUGCUGCUAAGGCUGCAACAGUUACCAACAACCCCCAAGCUCAGCGGCCAGUCCAGACUUCCACUGAAGUUAAACAAACUCCAACUGUUUCUACUUCCAGCGCAACUGUUGUUCCACUCCCAGUAUCUCUUCCAACCUCUUCUGCAGCUUCAGCCCCACCCCCUGCCUCCACCUCCACCACCAUGGUUCCACAGGGCUCCAUCCUCCAGCUCAUCACCUCCAGCUCUAAUGCCGUCUCUUCGUUGGCCACUGGGAUCACCACUCAGAGUCAAACAGGCACUCUGUUGCUGAAAACCACCCCUGGUACCAACAUGAUGGCUCCAGGCCAGCCACUCGUCAUUCAGCUGCCUCUGUCCAUGAAUGGCCAGACGGGGACACUCGUCAACUUCCCUGUCUCGUCUCUGUCUGCAGCCAGUACACUAACUAAGUCCAAAACCACUCCAACUACCACCACCUUUAUAAUCAAGUCUCCUCCUUCAACCAAUGUAGCAUCAGCCCCGAUCUCAACCGUGGCCACGCUUCCAGCUAUCCAGGCCCCAACCGGUCAGAUGUCCACCACCCAGAUCUCUCUGGCACGAGCUGUGUACCAAGGAGGUGCAGGGAGAAUAACUACACCUAAUGCAGGGGUAUCUGUGGCCACAGUGAGAGCACCAGCUCAGUCCGUCUCUGUUGCUGGUGCUUUGUCUUCAGCAUCUUCACCUGCAACCUCCGUGCCAGCAGCAACCGGCUGCACUGCUCCAGGAACCCCACAAGGAACGUCCCUGACGUCCAAGACAGACAAUCAAGUCUCUGCAACAACCUCAGGAGUAUCUUCUGGAGUCAGUGCUGGAAUUGCUCCACCUAAAUCAGCUGCCCCAGCACCAAGACCCAAAGGCUCCGUCAUUGAUCUUACUGAGGAUGAUGAUGAUGUGCAAGUGACGGGAGUGAAGAACGCCACAGUUCCGUCUGCUGCUGCUGCCCCCCGCUCCAACCCAGUCAUCAGCGUUCCCAGCAGUGCUGGAGCCAGGUCGUCUCCAAAAACCAGUCAGAACUCCUCCAGCAAUCCCCAGAUAACGGUGCACCACCGCCCCCCUCUGGAUUCUCCGCAGAAAGCCCGUACUGGAACCAGUUCAGCGCCGCCGCGGGGCUCCAGCGCAGGUCUCCCCCCUCUUCCUCCUACACCCGUGGCGCCUCGUUUGCCCCCGGAGGCGGAGCAGACCUCGCCUCCUCAGCAGCUUCAGCUGAAGCUGGUGCCAGGUCAGACCGGCAUCGUGCUGUCGUGGAGCGUUGCAGAAGCGGAUCGGAGCUGCGCGGCUGUAGACAGCUACCACCUCUACGCCUUCCAUCAAGACAACUCCAGCAGCAACGCGGUGCAGCAGCACUGGAAGAAGAUCGGGGAGGUCAACGCCCUCCCUCUCCCCAUGGCCUGUACGCUGACCCAGUUCCAGUCUGGCUCCACCUACUAUUUUGCUGUUCGAGCCAAAGACAUUUAUGGACGUUUUGGCACGUUCUGUGAACCCCAGUGCACAAAUGUUAUCAGUUCCAGCUCCAGCUAAAUCAUCACGGAUCAAUACUUUUUUGUUUUUGCUUCUGAAAGUUCAUGUUUUGUUUGAAGAAGUGAGCUGGGCGUGUGAGACAGAUCCAGUAUCUGUGAACAUCUGUACAAGUUGAACACCUGGACUCCUGACUGACUUGGUGACCUGAAGCAGCAAACACUUGUUUUUCUCUGGUUUAUUGUACGUGAAGUAUUUUUUGUGACAUGAGCUGUUGCGUGUAAGCCUGUCUUAUUUCUCCCCUGUACACUUGGAUAUUUCUGUUGUUGUUUGCAGCGAAUCAGACCAAGACGAUGGUUCCUGGAGAAGUGACGGCGUCAUACAUGAACACUCGGUCGCACAGAAAUGUAAACUUGUGUGGUAGAAACAGGAUAACUUUUUUAAGUUCUGUCUGGUAACCAGACUUUCACAAACAGAAUAAAAGUUUUUAUUAAA
Messenger RNA from Nematolebias whitei (Rio pearlfish), 3897 nucleotides. RefSeq names its product activating transcription factor 7 interacting protein. The record is from RefSeq and is a predicted model, not a curated record. Gene Ontology annotation, molecular function: transcription coregulator activity; protein binding. Gene Ontology annotation, biological process: regulation of DNA-templated transcription. The transcript is spliced from 14 exons. Gene Ontology annotation, cellular component: transcription regulator complex; nucleus. Bases 568 to 3465 code for a protein of 965 amino acids. Lineage: Eukaryota; Metazoa; Chordata; Actinopteri; Cyprinodontiformes; Rivulidae.